Suillus subaureus is the source of this 1479-nucleotide messenger RNA. RefSeq names its product nucleoside transporter-domain-containing protein. The transcript is spliced from 4 exons. Gene Ontology annotation, cellular component: plasma membrane; fungal-type vacuole membrane. The record is from RefSeq and is a predicted model, not a curated record. Gene Ontology annotation, biological process: nucleoside transmembrane transport. Gene Ontology annotation, molecular function: nicotinamide riboside transmembrane transporter activity; nucleobase transmembrane transporter activity. The coding region runs from base 1 to 1479 and encodes 492 amino acids. Lineage: Eukaryota; Fungi; Basidiomycota; Agaricomycetes; Boletales; Suillaceae.
AUGCUGCCACAUAUUUCAGCCACAGAUUCGGGGGCCGUUUAUCAUGCUCUCCCACCAGUCGCGGUCGAUGACGAUUGUGACGACGAACUUGAAUUGACAUUCGAUGAUUCGGCAACAGACCACUUUGUCGUUGAUGAGGUUGUCGAUAGUCGAAUACGGUGGGUCUACUUUAUGCUAGGCUGCGCGAUCCUUCUCCCUUGGAAUGUAUUGAUUACCGCCACCUCGUUCUUCUUGUCUCGUUUGGUCGGAUCACCAUUGCGGGCAACCUUUGCCUCAUACAUGACCACCACUUCCAGCCUAUUCAAUGUAUUCGCGCUGGCACAUGCCACGGCAACUUCGAAACAGUCGUCACCCUCUCGACGAGUUUUCUGGUCUGCCGCAUCAGUCACACUCAUCAUCGUUCUCCUGUUCUUCAGCACCUUUGGAUACUACCAACCAUCAACCUUCUUUUUCUUUGCAAUUCUAUGUGCUAUUUCUCUGGCGAUAUGCGUUUCAUAUCUUUCCACAGCCACCUACGCUGGGGCCUCGCUCUUCGGGGCUCCUUACAUGCAAUCUAUGAUAUCCGGCCAGGCUGCCAUAGCUGUGGUUGUUAGUGUGGUCCAGGUGGUUACGUCCGCCUUGUCCGUGUGGGGUUCGACCCCGAAAGCGAUUGCCGCGUUCAUAUCUAACGAUGGUGUUGGAGACGGAACGGCAGAGCAGGAUUCUGCCCGUACAUUUUUUGGAAUAUCCGCAUUGUUUAUGAUAUGCACAUUCAUGGCCUACGCCUGGAUGGCCCGGUUGCCAGCCUACAAGGCCACUGUCGGGAUUUUGGAAGAAAACGUCAAACUUGAAGGAGCCCUAGGCAGUGCCGAUGAAACAGGAGGGCUCGUCUUUCGCAAUACAGAUCAAGAAAACCUUGAGGAAAGAAUCCAAAUAAUACGUGUAUUCAAGGCGAACAUCAUCUAUGAAUUUGCUCUUGCAUAUGUCUUUGUGAUCACCCUGGCCAUAUUCCCUGUUAUUACAAUUACCAUACAAUCGACUAACCCCAAUACCCAUCCAUUACUAUUCACUGCCAUUCAUUUUUUGAUGUUCAACCUCGGCGACUUCUUUGGACGAUACAUCUGUUCUUUCCCAAGAGUAAUAACAUGGUCCGCUACACGCAUACUGGCAUUCUCGAUCGUCCGUACCCUGUUCAUCCCCAUCUUCCUUCUGUGCAACACGGUACAGGGCCCUUCACGUGAUUUGCCCGUAAUCAGCUCCGACUUUGUCUAUAUGCUCCUUGUCGGCGCUUUAGGCCUCUCAAGCGGAUACGUCUCUACGCUCUGCGUGCUGGGUGCAUCCUCUCUAGAGCACAAUCCACGAUUGCGGCAACGUCGCGAAGACGUCCCCAUUGCGAGCACCGUGGCUGGUUUCUGUCUCAUCGUGGGUCUUGCAAUCGGGGGUUUUGGAAGUUUCGGGAUAAGAGCUAUUAUUUGCCACUGCAAUCCUUUUAUGAAUUGA